ACAUCGGAAGCUUCAAGAAGGACGAGUCCAUUCCGGCGGCGUCGGGGGCGCGCAGUCCACGCAAACACCGUAAGUCGUGCUCGCUCCCGAGUUAAACCUCAGUCUGAUAGCCGGUGAGUUUUUCCGGAUAAUUCUGGGAUUGUGAGGCUAUAUAGAGCGUGUUUUAGAGCAGAUGAGGAUGAGAAAGGGAAGAUGGCCUCGAGCGGAUCCGUGAUCAGAUUAUCGCUGCUCUGAGAUCUGCCGCCGGUCCGGUGCUCGGUUCUCCGGUGUGUCGCUGUGUCGGAGGAUGUCGGACUCGGAGGAGGAGAUCCAGGAGCGGCAGCUGAAGAUCGUGCUGCUGGGAGACGGAGCGUCCGGAAAGACUUCUCUUGCCACCCGCUUUGCACAAGAGGCUUUUGGGAAACAGUAUAAACAGACGAUAGGACUGGACUUCUUCCUCAAGAGAAUCACGCUGCCAGGAAACCUGAACGUGACGCUGCAGGUGCUGGACAUCGGAGGACAGACUAUUGGAGGAAAGAUGCUCGACAAAUACAUCUACGGAGCGCAGGGCGUGCUCCUGGUGUAUGACAUCACGAAUUCUCAGAGUUUUGAGAAUCUUGAAGAUUGGCUGAACAUGGUGAGAAAAGCCAACAAAGAGUCCGACACACAGCCGGCGAUAUCACUGAUCGGGAACAAGAUUGAUCUGGAGCACGUGCGGACAGUAAAGAUGGAGAAGCAUCAGCGAUUCUGUCAGGAUAACGGACUCAUCAGUCAGUUUGUGUCUGCGAAGUCAGGAGACUCUGUGUUUCUGUGUUUCCAGAGGCUGGCGGCUGAGAUUGUGGGCAUCAAGCUGAAUAAGGCUGAGAUGGAGCAGGCUCAGCGUAUUGUCAAAGCAGAGUUGGUGGACUAUCCUCAGGAUGAGGGACCAAUCAGACAAGAGACCAACCAAAGCAAGAUCUGCUCUGUCCAAUAACACUCGUGGUUAAAGCAGACAUCGUGAACUACAGUCAGGAGACGCUGACUCGAACCCUCAACCCUCCGCGCAGCUCCAUGUGUAUCAUACAGUGAUCAUCACACACCGUCUCUGUCUCGCUCGCGUCUGUCCUGUUUGAU
Molecule: messenger RNA, 1092 nt
Organism: Carassius carassius (crucian carp)
Lineage: Eukaryota; Metazoa; Chordata; Actinopteri; Cypriniformes; Cyprinidae
Product: ras-related protein Rab-28-like
Exons: 8
Coding region: 287-952 (221 amino acids)
Cellular component (GO): Golgi apparatus; endosome
Molecular function (GO): GTP binding; GTPase activity
Source: RefSeq, a predicted model, not a curated record